Messenger RNA from Oppiella nova, 2513 nucleotides. NCBI's taxonomy places the organism in Eukaryota, Metazoa, Arthropoda, Arachnida, Sarcoptiformes, Oppiidae. The record is from the annotation of a GenBank genome assembly.
UGUGUAUAUCUAUAUAUAAAUACUCUCUUCAUUUGGUUUCACUCUCUUCAGGGCCUGAAUGGAGAGCAGAACAACUUAAAUACCAAAUGCCUUCACAUGACAUACAGAUGUUUAAACUACAGACAAAUGAAGUGAAGUUUGUUCGCAAUCAGCAAAGGAAGGCUCAAAUCAAACCUCAACUCUUCCUCAACAAAACCAUCAAUUAUUGUUUCAAAUGCAGAACUGCUAUAGAAAACGGUUCAUACGGUGUGAAGAUCACUGUGGUUAAGAAUGGGCACCAGAAUAUCGGGUACACCACUACUGCCGAGGAGGACGACACCACUGCCAUCAAAGUGAACCCAUCGGAACCGACUCAUCCGACUCUGAAUGGCUCGACAGCUCUCUAUCACAUCGAGUGCUUUACGUGCGAAGAAUGUCGAGAGGUUUUGGUUGAUUUGAAAGCAUAUCUCUACGCAAACCCCGACUCCACCGAUGGGCCUGAAUGGAGAGCAGAACAACUCAAAUACCAAAUGCCUUCACAUGACAUACAGAUGUUUAAACUACAGACAAAUGAAGUGAAGUUUGUUCGCAAUCAGCAAAGGAAGGCUCAAAUCAAGCCUCAACUCUUCCUCAACAAAACCAUCAAUUAUUGCUUCAAAUGCAGAACUGCUAUAGAAAACGGUUCGUACGGUGUGAAGAUAACUGUGGUUAAGAAUGGGCACCAGAAUAUCGGGUACACCACUACUGCCGAGGAGGACGACACCACUGCCAUCAAAGUGAACCCAUCGGAACCGACUCAUCCGACUCUCAAUGGCUCGACAGCUCUCUAUCACAUCGAGUGCUUUACGUGCGAAGAAUGUCGAGAGGUUUUGGUUGAUUUGAAAGCAUAUCUCUACGCAAACCCCGACUCCACCGAUGGUUCAAGAGUUGCGAACAGUUUGUAUUGUAGCCGACACUUCGUUGAACUUUUUAAGCCGAGGUGCCAGUCAUGCGAUCACUUGAUCUUUGAUGAAGAAUGUACUGAAGCUGAGGGCAAGGCCUGGCAUUUGGGACACUUUGCCUGCAAUGAAUGCAAACGAUCGUUAGGCGGACAGCAGUAUAUUAUGGCUGAUCCAUCCAAACAGACAGAUAAAAAAGCAAUGUAUGGCACAAAAAGUCCAGUUCCCGACAAAAGGAAACAACAGUUACCCUAUUGUUUGACGUGUUUUGAUAUACUUUUCGGUGAAUUGUGUGAAGAAUGUGGAGAACUGAUAGGCUGUGAUGUCGGCGCCAUUUCGCAUGAGGGCCGGUCGUGGCAUGCGGUCGAUGUUUGUUUUAAAUGCAACUUAUGUUCAAAACCAUUACUUGGAAAACCAUUUUUGCCGGCAUUUGACGGAAGAAUCUACUGUUCCAUCACUUGUUCGCAGGAAACCAUUGAAAGGAAUCGGUUUAGAGAAAGGAAGAAACCGAGACCUCUGGCCCAUAAAGAUAAUAAAGUUUCAGCGAAUGUCACAAACUAUAGUCAAAACUUUGCAAACAAUUCAAUGAACCAACAAAUGCUUGAUUAUAUCCAAAGGUAUCAACAGUUUACAAGAGCUCCCGAUUAUGUGAUGGAAUAUAUGAAACAACAGCUGUUCCACAACGGCAUCGAUGGGCACAACGAUAUAAUCGGUGCCACAAUUGAAUGCGGAAGCAGUUUGAGUGAAGAAGAGCGCACAAACCAUCACAUCCUCGACCACAAGACUGUCUCCGCUAUUAAUAAUAAUAAUAACAAUAAUAUAAAUUACAAUCAAAUGCCAUCCAAGACAUCAUCAAACUCUUCUAGUCUUAAUAUAACACCAUUUGAUACAAAUACUAGGAAUACAUUGAAAUACAAUCCAUCGAUAACUUCGUCGUCUAAUGAAACGACACCUCUUUUGCUGCGAUCAUUGGAAGAGAGGGCUAAACAGUUGACACAAUUGAGCACUCAAUCCAAUCAACCCAUCCGUAAGACAAAGAUAUUCAGCGAGCAAUCUCUGCCACAAAGUGAGUCGCCGUCGCAGACAUCACAGGCGGACCAGUCGUCUAAUAGUUCCCUCAUUGAGAACAACAAUUCAAUGAAUCAUUUAAAUAAUGGAGAAGUGAUCGCAGAUGUGAGGAACUGUCUAGAAGUGGACACACCAUCGACUCAGUCGACAGCACUCCAGUCGACGUCCUCGCAAACCACUCCCGAAAUAAAUCCGAGGCAAUCGACCAACAAAUCGGUGACAUUUGACCCCAGCGUUAAAGAGCCGACCGGCCGUCGCACGACUCGGAAGUCGAGGUCGAGACCAAGCAAAAGACACUCGGAAUGGAGUGAUAGUCACUCGUGUUCCACAUGUAGUACCUGUUCCUCGUCUUCGUCUUCAAGCGAAGAGAACUUUGAUUACGAAUCAACUCUUGAGAGGAAUCGGAACCAAUGGUUGGGCGGAACCAAAAUACAGUACGUGUCCAACGAUAGGAAGAAGAAUGUGUCCAAUAAUAUAGUCCAACCAAACACUGUCCACAACCACAACGACAGCUGCACCAUAUCGUAG